Messenger RNA from Adineta steineri, 1557 nucleotides. The record is from the annotation of a GenBank genome assembly. Lineage: Eukaryota; Metazoa; Rotifera; Eurotatoria; Adinetida; Adinetidae.
AUGAGUGAACAUGUUAUUGUAUUAGCACAUGGCCUUCAAGGUAACAUCGGGCACAUGGAAUAUUUAGCAAAGCGUAUUAAAGAAGAAAACGAUAAUAUUUGGAUAUUAAAUGCAUCUGCUAAUGAUGGUACACGAUUUAAAAAUUGGUCAUCAACUCGUGAUGGUAUUGAUAUGGGUGGUGAGAGAAUUAUAAGAGAGUUGACUACAAAAUUAAUCGCACAUGUGAAAGAGACAAAUAUCAUACCAAAAAUGAUAAGCUUUAUAGGAUCUAGUUUGGGUGGACUAUACUGUAGGUAUAUUAUGGGACGAAUGUAUAAUUCAGAUUGUGAUCGAAUCAUUGUUCAACAAGAUAACAUUAAAAUUGAAUUGGAACUUAUGAAUUAUGUUGCACUAGCAUCUCCAUUGAUCUCUGUUCGUGCUCUAGUACCAAAUUGGGUGUAUUAUUCUAUGAAAGUUAUAUUCUUUGGUGGUACAGCAAAGCAAAUGCUUUUGGAAGAUCACGAACAUGAACCUCUUAUUGCAAUUAUGAAUGAUGGAAAAUCAAAUUAUUUUAAAGCUCUUGCUAGUUUUAUACAUUUCUUUUUAUUAUACAAAUCUCCAUCAACUGAAAUAGAUUUGAAAGAUAUAUUUAGUCCUUCAAUAGAAUUUGAUUAUGAUUAUUACUUUCAAAUUGAUUAUACAAUUAUUCAGCAUAUAUGCCAAUCAUUUGAUUUAUUUAAUACAACAGAAAUAAUUAAUACAAUUCAAUAUAUAAUUAAUCAAAAAAUAAAUGAAAUUUUAAAUCAUCCUAUUAUAAUUAAUUUACAAGUUUUAGAAAUUAAUACAAUAUUAGAUAAAUUCGAAUCAUUCAAACAAAUUGUAUCAUUAAAUAAAUCGAAGAAUUUCAAAUGUGAUUCUACAACAAAAUUCUUAAUUGAUAUUAAAUUUCCAUUAUAUUGUAAUGAUGAAUGUCAAUCAAUCGUUCUUUAUUAUAUGAUAGUUGAUAUAAAUCCAAUAAAUAAGAUAACAUUCAAAAUUCCUAUGUCAAAUAAUAAUCUGAUGAAUUUAUCUAUUGAAUAUUAUAUUCGUAAUGUUCUUUUAUAUCGAACUGUUCAUUACUAUGAAGCAAAUGUAUACAUUCAAUCUAUAAUUGAUAAUCGUUUUAUAUCAAUAUCAUAUUUUAAUUCAAAUAGUUUAUCUAUAUUAAUAUCGAUGUCUAUGAAAGAUCGAACUUUAUUUUCUAUGAAGAAAGGUUUAGAUUUAGUAGAUACUUCAUCAAUUUAUAUCUCGUUUAAAUAUUUCUUUUCAUCGAAUUUCUAUUUACGUCAUGAAUUUAGUCGAUUAAAAUUAUCAAAAAGUGAUGAAUCAAUUUUAUUUCGACAAGAUGCAACAUUUAAAUUAAUAUUUAAUUAUGAAAAUGAUAAUGUUGCAUUUCAAGCAAUUAAUCUUCCAUAUUAUUCUUUUCUUGCUUUAGAUUAUGAAACUAAUACAAGUUUAAUCCUAAUAAAAUACGAUCAAAAAAUAAAAUUUGAUCAACUUGAUAAUCGAUUUAUUUUUAAAAUUAUUUUUGCGAUGUAA